Molecule: messenger RNA, 999 nt
Organism: Rana temporaria (common frog)
Lineage: Eukaryota; Metazoa; Chordata; Amphibia; Anura; Ranidae
Product: olfactory receptor 10A7-like
Exons: 1
Coding region: 3-938 (311 amino acids)
Biological process (GO): G protein-coupled receptor signaling pathway
Cellular component (GO): membrane
Molecular function (GO): olfactory receptor activity; G protein-coupled receptor activity
Source: RefSeq, a predicted model, not a curated record
GAAUGUGUAAGGAGAAUCAAACUGAAGUCACAGAAUUCCUACUUCUUGGAUUCCAAGGUUUAUAUGAAGUGAAAAUUCUGUUCUUCAUAGUGUUCUUCUUAGUCUAUAUUGUCAUACUAAAUGGAAAUAUCCUCAUUAUUAUCUUGGUGGGCACUUUUGAUCAUCUCAAGAUUCCGAUGUUUGUCUUUCUUCAACAUUUAGCUGCUGCAGAUGUUCUAUUGACCACCACUGUUAUACCACUGAUGUUAAAUAUCAUCAUACUGGAUGAAAAGAUCAUGUCUGUCCGAGGCUGCAUUGCGCAAAUGUAUUUUAUUUUUAUUUUUGGGUUUGUGCAGUGUUUCUUCAUUGCUAUAAUGUCAUACGACCGUUGUCUAGCUAUUUGUAAUCCAAUGCAUUAUACUUCGAUAAUGAGACCUCAUAUUUGCCUUCGUAUGAUUGAAGGAUCCUGGAUUUUGGUCGUUUUUAUAUCAACUGAGAUUAUUUUAGUAGGUCAGUUGCGUUUCUGUGGACUAAAUAACAUUGACCAUUUCUUCUGUGAUUUUGGGCCCACUGUAGAAUUAGCCACUUCAGACACCUCCCUUUUGUUGCAGAUUGACUUUGGUAUUUCCAUUUUAAUGGUCUUCUUUCCUUUUGCUUUUACUGUCAUAACGUACUUUACUAUUUUGCUUACCAUUCUGAACAUGUCCUCCAAAAGUGGAAAGAAGAAAGCAUUUUCCACUUGUAGCUCUCACCUGGCCACUGUAUGUGCAUACUAUGGGACGUUGAUGACAGUGUCUUUGAAUUCAGCCAUCGAGACCUCGUCAACCUUGAACAAAUUUAGUUCGCUUUUGUAUAUUGUCGUGACCCCGCUAAUAAAUCCCAUAAUUUACAGCCUGAGGAACCAUGAGAUCAAAAGAACCAUAAGAAAAUUAUUUGGACAUUUUAGGGCAAAUAUUUAAAGGAGGAAAUAAAAGUAAAACAUGAGCAAAUAGAAACCUUUUUCUUAAAGAGAAGCUGCCA